Messenger RNA from Lachancea lanzarotensis, 525 nucleotides. It is a transcript of the gene MRPL28, whose product is annotated as LALA0S09e00738g1_1. Gene Ontology annotation, molecular function: structural constituent of ribosome. The coding region runs from base 1 to 525 and encodes 174 amino acids. The transcript is spliced from 2 exons. Lineage: Eukaryota; Fungi; Ascomycota; Saccharomycetes; Saccharomycetales; Saccharomycetaceae. The record is from RefSeq and is a predicted model, not a curated record. Gene Ontology annotation, biological process: mitochondrial translation.
AUGAUCAAGCCAUUCCAGUACUUCUGCUUGUUCAUCGCAUGGAAGUUAAGCCAUUUUCAAGAGCGUCAUUCAAUACCCACCGCGAUGAUUCCAAACGGACGGCCCGCUAUGAAAUCCUUAGGGAACCCCGUGCUACAAUUUGUGCGUGGCAAAAGGACGAAAAGCAAGGGAACUUUGUCGCCAGCUUUACAAAGAGCUGUAACCCAGCUCAGCGUCAUGUCGGCUGGCAGGAAACAGCCCAGGAUGCUCAAACUUUCGCGGGAAGACCUCGUUAAACACCAGACGAUCCAAAACUGCUGGGCUUUGUACCAGAAAGAAUUGCGUGAAAACCGCAACACUCAGCUAAGACUGCAAUACAAAAGCACCGAGCAGGCGAUGCAGCUACUGGAACAGCUGGAUCCAGAGCUAUUCGAGGCCGCUAAUGCAUCGGAGGCCGGCAAGCGGUUCCCGCUCGAAAUGAGGGUGCCCACAGAGUACCCUCCCAACAAGAUAUGGCAUUACAACCACAAGACCAAGGAAGACUGA